Closterium sp. Naga37s-1 is the source of this 2493-nucleotide messenger RNA. The record is from the annotation of a GenBank genome assembly. Lineage: Eukaryota; Viridiplantae; Streptophyta; Zygnematophyceae; Desmidiales; Closteriaceae.
AUGCUCAAACCAGACUUCGAGAGGGUGCUGUUACCAGCCGUGCCACGACAGCUCAAGUCGCUGAGUGUGCGCUCCGACCACUUUCUCUGCCCGGUGACGUGCGUAAACCCGCUCGCGCUCGCUGAAGGCGAUUCGGAAGCGUUCAAAGAGGAGGAGAUAGAUGGGAGGACUCAAUCUUGGAGAUCCGAUCUGGUGUGGGGUCAUGGGGACGCCACUCAAUUCGCCGAGCCGGGCUCGUCCACCCCCACUCCGCAAACCCCUCCGCCUACGUGUUUUCCUGCGCCUCCCCCUCCUCCUCCGCCACCCCCUCCCCCUCCGCGUGUUCCUGCCCCCCCUCCGCCACCCUCUCCCCCUCCGCGUUUUCCUGCGCCUCCUCCUCCCCGCUCUCCCCCUCCGCGUGUUCCUGCGGCCCCUCCUCCGCCACCCCCUCCCCCGCCACGUGUUCAUGCGCCCCCUCCGCCCCCCCCUCCCCCUCCGCGUGUUCCUGCGCCCCCUCCUCCGCCACCCCCUCCCCCUCCGCGUGUUCCUCCGCCCCCUCCGCCCCUCCCAUCCCCUCCGCGUUGUCCUGCACCUCCCCUGCCGCCUCCUAAUUGGAUCCCCCCCCCCCCGCGGCCUCCCCCGUUGUGCGCGCCCCAUCGGCAGCCCGUCUUCCUCUCCGCCCGCCACCUGCUUUCAAUCGCCGCCGCGCUCCCUAAUCUCCGCGCCUUAAACCUCGACGCGCCGGGGAAUUACACCGCUCAGUCCAUAGAGCACAUGGCCAGCAAGCUUCCGCGCCUGAGAGCCUUCUCGCUCUGUUCGGAUUCUAUCACCUGGGAGACGCUCUCUCGCCUCCUCGCGCUCCUCCCGUCGCUGCAGCGCCUCUCUCUCGUCUCCUACCGCCUCGCGCCCCUUCCGCAGUACAAGCAGUGCGAGGCGGCACACGCAGCGGCAGAGCGCCGCGGAGUACGGGCGAGGAGGUCAGCCGAUGCAGCUGAUAAUGCUGCGGCGGCUGUAGAGACAUCUCAAAAGUCACCCGAUGCAGCUGAUGAUGCGGCGGCUGCUCUUCUGACUCACCUCGCCUCGCUCGCCGAGGCACCUCUGAAUGCCGACAACCCUUUCUCAUGCGCAUCCCAACUGCGGCUGGCGAGGCAGCUCUCCGUCCGCUGCCUGCCUCUCCUGCAGCGCCUCGCCCUCCCCUGGGCCACAGACGCCCUUCUGCUGCAAAUCUCCCACUCCUGCCCGAACCUCACCGCCUUGCACGCCCAGCUGCUAGCUCGCUUCGUCGCGGUCGGCCCGGCUGCUGCCAGGAAUCCUGAAUGUUACGUUCUCCACUGGCCCUCCUCCUAUGCCAGGACGUUUCUCCAUGUUGCCCCCCCUCCCCUCCAACCGCUGGUCACCGAUGCUGGUGUGGUGGCCCUCGCGAACGGAUGCACGCGAUUGGUGCAGCUGAGUCUGGGCGGCUGUGAGAACGUGGGGCCAGUGGGGCUGCGCCAGCUGGCGAGGCGAUGCGGGCGGCUGGAGGUGCUGCGGCUGGCGCGGACGGCGGUGGACGAUGCUGCUGUCGUGGCGGCCCUGUUCGGCGACAGCUGGCGCGGCGGCGGCGUGGGUGGGGCAGUGAAUGCUGCUGUUGGCAGUGCUGUCGUUGAAAUUUCACCUGAGCGUACCCCUGAAAUUUCACCUGGACCCGAUGACGCUGCUACUGGUGCAGCAGGCAGUGCUCCUGUGCCUCCUCCUGAAAUUUCAUCUUCUCCCGACGCCGCUGCUGGUGUAGGCAGUGCUUUCAGUGCCCCACUGCAUCUGCAGCUGCCGCGGCUGGUUCUGCUGGACCUGUAUGGAUGCCCGGGGGUGUCGUCCACCCUCCUGCUCGCUCUCUUAGCAGCAGCCAGGGAGCUUGCUGGCAACACUGAGAAGAGCAGGGACGAAGGGGUAACUGAAGUGGCGGUGGUGGAUGGGGGUUGUGAAGAGCAGGAGGAAAAUGCGGGUAAGGGUACGGGUAAGGGUGUGGGUAAGGGUGCGGGGCAUGAGGAGGAAAGGAUGAGGUGGAGUGGGUGCUUUGGGCUGCAGGAUUUCAGGCUGCGGCGGCUGGUGGUUUCUCCUGGAGUGAUUGCUGGGGAUCGGCGCAGUGGAAGCAAGGAAGGUGGAAGCAGGGAAGGUGGAAGCGAGGGUGACAUGGGAAGGGGUGAAGGGAGUGGAGAAGCUUGUUUCGAUAACGGUAGUGUGGAGUUGAGGAAGUGGAGGGAGUUGAGGCGUGCUGGCAGGGAGGUUGGGAUGCUGCUGCCACAGCUGGUGGUGACUGGUCGAAGGACCGCGGAGCAUGUUUUGCCGUGGGAUGGCUUCUUUGGAGAGCGGCAACUCGCAGUGGUUGGUGGCGAGGAGGUCGAGAGUGUUAUUAGUGUUGGUGAUGAUACAUGUGAUGAUGCAUGUGAUGAUACAUGUGAUGAUGAUGGAGAAUGCGACGAUGAUGCAGAGAGUGAUGGUGCAGAAUGGGAUGAUGCAGAAUGGGGUUAUGGAUGA